Messenger RNA from Mesocricetus auratus (golden hamster), 2171 nucleotides. RefSeq names its product histo-blood group ABO system transferase 1. The coding region runs from base 340 to 1254 and encodes 304 amino acids. Lineage: Eukaryota; Metazoa; Chordata; Mammalia; Rodentia; Cricetidae. The transcript has 7 exons. Gene Ontology annotation, biological process: carbohydrate metabolic process. Gene Ontology annotation, molecular function: glycoprotein-fucosylgalactoside alpha-N-acetylgalactosaminyltransferase activity. The record is from RefSeq and is a predicted model, not a curated record. Gene Ontology annotation, cellular component: vesicle; Golgi apparatus; membrane.
UGUUAGGGAACACAAGGGAGCUAGGUUGUUGGUCUAGGCUGGAAGAGCAGCUGUGUCAACGUCCUGAUUAUGCGGGCCCAUCUAUUGCUAGGGAAGUGUAGUCUGUGUGGCUGCACCAGGGAUCUAGAUUUAGAGGAAACAGCUGGGGCCGGCACUGGAGUUUCUGGAGCAGUCUGGAGUUGAUCUGAAGUCUUUUGGGACAGAUGAACUAGGAACAGAGGGAGACCAAAACGCUGCUCACUUCACUUUGGAAUCCUUCCCUUCAUAGUGUUUGCCUUGGUCUUUUUUGGCUAUGGGUUCGUGAGCCACAGAAGCCAGGAAUUGGGAACCCCAGGAGCUAUGACUAGAGUGGCUGUUGGAGAGCUGGAUGUCCAGGAGGUUGUAGCCCUGUCAAGGAUGGUCUAUGCCCAGCCAAAGGCGCUGACACCCAGCAGGAAAGACGUUCUUGUCUUGACUCCUUGGCUGGCUCCCAUCAUCUGGGAAGGGACCUUCAACAUCGACAUUCUGAACGAGCAGUUCAGGCUUCAGAACACCACGGUUGGACUGACCGUGUUUGCCAUCAAAAAGUACGUGGUGUUCCUGAAGCUGUUCCUGGAGACGGCGGAGCAGCAUUUCAUGGUGGGACACAAGGUCAUCUACUAUGUCUUCACUGACCGUCCAGCCGAUGUGCCUCAGGUGCCUCUGGGAGCAGGACGGAAGCUGGUGGUGCUAACUGUGCGCAACUACACCCGCUGGCAGGAUGUGUCCAUGCACAGGAUGGAAAUGAUCAGCCGCUUCUCUGAGCAGCGCUUUCUGCAUGAGGUGGACUACCUGGUGUGUGCAGAUGUGGACAUGAAGUUCAGUGAUCAUGUGGGAGUGGAGAUUCUCUCAGCACUCUUCGGUACCCUGCAUCCUGGCUUCUACAGUAGCAGCCGAGAGGCCUUUACCUAUGAGCGCCGGCCGAAGUCCCAGGCCUAUAUCCCCCGGGAUGAGGGUGACUUUUACUACAUGGGGGCCUUUUUUGGGGGUUCAGUGGUGGAGGUGUACCGUCUUACCAAGGCCUGUCAUCAGGCUAUGGUGGAGGACAAGGCCAAUGGCAUCGAGGCUGUGUGGCAUGAUGAGAGCCAUCUGAACAAGUACCUUCUAUACCACAAGCCAACAAAGGUAUUGUCCCCAGAGUACAUGUGGGACCAGCAGCUGCUGGGCUGGCCCUCCAUCAUGAAGAAGCUGAGAUACGUGGCUGUACCCAAGAACCAUCAGGCAAUCAGGAACUGAUAGCUGAGUUCCUGUUGGAAAGGCCAGACCUAUAUCCAGGGGCACUCCAGGCUGUAUGGGAUUGGAAGGAUUUGAAGUGUCACCUUCUACCCCACCUCAGCCUCCAGCAGCCCUGGUACCAGCCACUUGACUUACCAUAUACUGAGCCCCUGGAGUGAUAGCCACCUUCAGCUCCCACUGUGUCCCUGUGCUCCUAUUAAGUAAGAUGGUAGCAGGAGCCUCCAGAACAUGGGAGAAACUCUGUCAUGUAGUUACCUGAGGGCCAGGACAUCCUCACUCAGCUUGUCCGUUCCCUUUCCUGGAGGCUUGACAGAUGGCCAGUGCCCUUAGGAAUGGGCAGGAUGGCAGAUGUGCCAUCUGCAGGUCUCUGAGGUACUUUGCUCCUGUUUAGCUCAGCUGGCAGAACAACAUCCUGUGACCCUAGAAUCUGCUCAUUUCUGGUUCAUUUAGGAAUAGCUAGUUAUCCAUCCUGGGAAUAAUGUAUUUCUGGAUUAUAUGGGAAGUUUUUAAUUUUCUUUUUAUGCUUUUCCUUUUUUGUUGAGGUACUUAGUAUUGAACCUAGGGCCUCAUGAAUGUUAGUUAGGACUGAAGUCUGGGCUCUCUUCUAGAGUCACAUGACUUAACUUUCUAAGUGUUUGGUCCACUGUGUUAUUUUUAUAGUCUAGUUUUCAUUUGAAAUUUCAAUAUAAAGAAAUUCUUACUUCCUUUUUCAUGGUUGAGAUUAGACUCAGUUCCCAGCCUCAAAUUUUAUAUUUUUGGGGUGGUGGUGGUGGGUAUUGUUGCUUGCUUUUUAUUGAGGCAGGAUCUCUAGUAGCUCCAGCUGGUUACAGUCUUAUUAUGUGGUCAAGGAUGGCCUUGACCUCCUGAUCCUCCUGUCUCUACCUCCAGAGUUCUGGGAUUAAAUACAUGCCACCACA